AUGAUCUCGGGCCCCGACGGCGUGGCCAAGGCCGUGCGUCUGGCCGAGGCCUUAACCCCCGCGCUGCAGGGGAAGGCUGUCGUGAGUCAUCCGGUCCGCAAGGGUGAGCUGCGUCUUACCGGGCUCGACGACUCAGUGACCACCGACUACUUAGUGGCGAGUUUGAGCUCCGUCGAGUUCGGAGGCUGCCAGACGUCGAACAUUACGCUGGGUUCCGUGACCGAGGGCAAGGACCGUCUUGGCGCGGUGUGGACGAAAUGUCCACUAGACGUGGCGACAAAAGUGGCCAAGGUCAGCCGCCUCCGCGUGGAGUGGUCGAACAUUAACGUGUCUUUUGCCUGGCCGCCAGCUCUAGUGCUCAAAUGUCUGGAGUUUUGUCAUGUCAGACAGACGUGUAAAAACACGGCGGCAGGGGGUUCAAACUCAUCUUUUGUGAGAAGAAGAAUGCUGUUUUCAACGCCGCCUGGGACAUGGACCAGGAAGUACCAAACUAAAAACGAGUGGUGGGAGAUUGGUGGCCAUAUUUAA
This is a messenger RNA of Pseudomyrmex gracilis, 528 nucleotides long. RefSeq lists its product as uncharacterized. Lineage: Eukaryota; Metazoa; Arthropoda; Insecta; Hymenoptera; Formicidae. The transcript has a single exon. The coding region runs from base 1 to 528 and encodes 175 amino acids. The record is from RefSeq and is a predicted model, not a curated record.